CAGCCGCGGGGCCCACACUGGGAGGCGGAGGAUGGAAGUGGGCUUAUCGGCCAUUACCCUGUGUCUUGCCAGCAGCCCCGUGGCAGCGACGACGAUGGACCGGGAGUCGGCGGGCUGUGUGGAAGAAGCGGUCACCACGUCGGGAGCCGCAGCCACGGCGGCGUUGGGAGACUCGGCGCGGCAGAUGAGUAAUGAAAGAGGCUUUGAAAAUGUAGAACUGGGAGUCAUAGGAAAAAAGAAGAAAGUCCCAAGGAGGGUCAUCCACUUUGUUAGUGGUGAAACAAUGGAAGAAUACAGCACAGAUGAAGAUGAAGUGGAUGCCCUAGAGAAGAAAGAUGUUUUGCCUACUGUAGAUCCGACAAAACUUACCUGGGGCCCUUAUUUAUGGUUUUACAUGCUUCGGGCUGCCACAUCAACCCUCUCAGUGUGUGACUUUCUUGGAGAGAAGAUUGCAUCUGUUUUGGGGAUCAGUACCCCAAAAUACCAAUAUGCCAUUGAUGAGUAUUACCGGAUGAAGAAGGAGGAAGAAGAGGAAGAAGAAGAAAAUAGGAUGUCUGAAGAAGCAGAGAGACAAUACCAAAAAAAUAAGCUGCAGGCUGAUUCCAUUGUUCAGACCGAUCAACCAGAAACAAUGGUAUCUAGUUCAUUUGUGAAUCUUAAUUUUGAAAUGGAAGAAGACUGUGAAGUAAUUACAGAAAGCAAACCAAAUGCAGUCCCUGUCCCACCUUAGAAUGAAAUGACUAUCAAAUUUCAAGCCCUAAAAUGUUUUUAUAUAUCUGGAACUUUUCACAUUCUCUGUUUAGUGGAAUAACUUUAAAACAAUUAUUUGUAUUUUAAACUAUCUGGAAAGGAAAAUGUUCCUUCAUUUCUAGGUUGUAUCUAGCAAAAGUUGGAUCUGACCUUUGGAUAUUUGUACUGUGCUUUUACUUUAUGUCCAAUUACCAAUUAUUGCUUUUUCUUUUCUUUUUUUUUUCCUUUUUGCACUGCUGGGGAUGAAACCCACAUUUCAUGCAUGCUAGCUACGCAAGUAUUCUGUCAUUGAGUGUAAAUGAGUUAUACUCUCAGCAUUGUACUGAGAGUUUUAAAAUGGUGUUUUAAAUUAUUUAAGUUAAUGACAUUCUAGAGUCCUAAUCAAUUAAGAGUUAAUUAAGUUCAUCUAUUAUUUUGUUAUAAAAAAGGUGAGUUGAUUGGAACUAAUUGGAACCGAAAAUCCUAGACUCAGAUUAAAAUGAGGAAUUUCCCCCCUAGAUUUUCUCGUACUAUGACUUGCACUUUAUGCUUUGCACUUAAUAUACCUAACCACUAAUUUCAUACUAAAGAUGGUUUACUGAGUAUGUAAUAAAAGAAGCAAGAUGGAAGCAC
This is a messenger RNA of Dipodomys ordii (Ord's kangaroo rat), 1362 nucleotides long. It is a transcript of the gene Fam177a1, whose product is annotated as family with sequence similarity 177, member A1. Lineage: Eukaryota; Metazoa; Chordata; Mammalia; Rodentia; Heteromyidae. Bases 32 to 730 code for a protein of 232 amino acids. The transcript has 5 exons. The record is from RefSeq and is a predicted model, not a curated record.